Messenger RNA from Ostreococcus tauri, 555 nucleotides. RefSeq names its product Mediator complex, subunit Med7. The coding region runs from base 1 to 555 and encodes 184 amino acids. The record is from RefSeq and is a predicted model, not a curated record. Gene Ontology annotation, biological process: regulation of transcription by RNA polymerase II. Lineage: Eukaryota; Viridiplantae; Chlorophyta; Mamiellophyceae; Mamiellales; Bathycoccaceae. Gene Ontology annotation, molecular function: transcription coregulator activity. Gene Ontology annotation, cellular component: mediator complex. The transcript has a single exon.
AUGCCGACGAGCGCGACGCCCUUCCCGCCGCCGCCCGCGUUUUACGUCCUGUGCGACGGCGACGACGCGGCGGCGAGGUUGCCACCGCCGAGACCGCCGAAGAGAGGGUCGACGCACGCCGCGUUCGGGGCGACGCACGACGAUGCGACGUGGGAAGAGAUCGCGAGACGAACCGAGUUCGCGCAUCCGGUGGUGUGCGACGCGUCGGCGGACGCGCGGGAGGAGAUCGUGAAGUGCGCGAACGCGGCGUGCGAACGGUACGUCGAUGUGCUGCGGAAUUGCGUGGAUGCGCCUGGGAUGAGCGAUGGGAGCGCGCACGCGUGCGCGGCGAUUCUGAACAACGCGCACCGGACGAUCAACGACGUGAUGCGACCGGCGCAAGCGAUGGCAGAUUUGGAGUAUAGGAUGCGGGUGAUGAUCGAUGAGAAGCGGGAGACGAUCGAGGCGCUGAGAAAGGCGGUGAAAGAGGCGAGAGAGAUUCGAGAUGGGUUGAAGACGGGCGACGCGGGGAAGACACUCGGCGAGGCGCUCGGGAGUCCAGGAUGGAAAAAUUGA